AUGGACUGCGAAUUCAGCGGAGCCACUCCCGCAACACUGGCAGAGUUCAACCUGGCCGGUGGAGUUGACAACUUGCAAACGUUUUACGACAUCUCUCUCGUCGACGGAUACAACAUACCCAUGGGGAUCAAUUAUAUCCCUGCCAAGAACACCACCUUUAUUCCGCCGAACCUCACAAACUGUGCUUGCAUUGCCACCACAGGCUGGGUGUACUCGCCAGCAGGCAAUGGCACCUUCUACUCCAACGUGACAUAUCCGAUCCCCCUAGAGUCGGAGGAGACGAACGAGAGUCGGCCUGCCUUUGCCCCAUGCAACAGCGCCUGCGCGGCCACUGGAACGGACAAGGACUGCUGCAUCGGCAAGUAUCAUGACCCCAACAUCUGCAAGCCGUCGCAGUACAGCAAGUCAGUCAAGGCGGUAUGUCCGGACGCAUAUAGCUUUGCCUAUGAUGAUCAGCAAUCAACCUUUAUCAUCCCCAAGGGCGGCGGAUGGGAAGUCGUCAUGUGUCCCGAAGGCCGAUCGACUGAUAUUCUCCGCAAGCUGGGCUCGGAAAUGUUUGAGUUGGCAAGUGGUGGGAAAUUGUCGUCACACACUCUCAAGAGGCUCCGAAAUGCAACCUAUGUCAUGGAGGAGCGUGGGUCUGCGGGCACCGUGAGACCAUGGACACUCAUGCUGAUGGCCUGUAUCGCAGUUGCUUGUAGCUGGGCAAUCUUCUAA
Molecule: messenger RNA, 717 nt
Organism: Trichoderma aggressivum f. europaeum
Lineage: Eukaryota; Fungi; Ascomycota; Sordariomycetes; Hypocreales; Hypocreaceae
Product: CAZyme family GH152
Exons: 3
Coding region: 1-717 (238 amino acids)
Source: RefSeq, a predicted model, not a curated record